Ustilaginoidea virens is the source of this 924-nucleotide messenger RNA. RefSeq lists its product as uncharacterized. The record is from RefSeq and is a predicted model, not a curated record. Gene Ontology annotation, biological process: mitochondrial L-ornithine transmembrane transport. Lineage: Eukaryota; Fungi; Ascomycota; Sordariomycetes; Hypocreales; Clavicipitaceae. Bases 1 to 924 code for a protein of 307 amino acids. Gene Ontology annotation, molecular function: L-ornithine transmembrane transporter activity. The transcript has 2 exons.
AUGGCGACUGUCGAGAUGGAGGUGCUCGAGGGCGGUACCCUCCAGACUGCCAAGGACUUGUUUUCCGGCGCUAUGGGAGGAAUCGCGCAGGUACUGAUUGGCCAGCCCUUCGACAUUGUCAAAGUCCGACUCCAAACCACCAACCAGUACUCCGGAGCCCUGCAGGCCGCCACGUCCAUCUACAAGCACGAGGGCGCUCUCGCCUUCUACAAGGGGACCCUCACGCCGCUCCUCGGCAUCGGCGCCUGCGUCUCCGUCCAGUUCGGCGCCUUCCACUCGGCUCGACGAUGGUUCGAGGCGCGCAAUGCCGCCGCCAGCCCCGGCCCCCACGAGACGGCGCCCCCCCUCGCGUACAGCCAGUACUUUGCCGCGGGCGCCUUCGCCGGCCUUUCCAACGCCGUCCUGUCCGCGCCCAUCGAGCACAUCCGCAUCCGCCUCCAGAGCCAACCUCACGGCCGCGCGCGCCUGUACGACGGGCCCCUGGACUGCGUGCGCAAGCUGGCCGCCCACCGGGGCGUGCUGCACGGCCUCUACCGCGGCACCGCCGUGACCCUCUGCCGCGAGGCCACCGCCUACGGCGCCUGGUUCACCGCCUUUGAGUACAUGAUGAACGCGGAUGCUGCCCGCAACCGCAUCGAUCGCAGGGACGUGCCCGCCUGGAAGAUCGCCUUGUACGGUGGGCUGGCCGGCGAGGCCCUCUGGCUGGCCAGCUACCCCUUUGACGUCGUCAAGAGCAAGAUGCAGACGGAUGGCUUCGGCGCCCAGCAGAGGUACCCGACCAUGCGGAGCUGCUUCGCCGCCACCUGGCGAGCUGAUGGCUUCCGAGGCUUCUGGAAGGGCAUCUGGCCUACUCUGUUUCGCGCCAUGCCCGUCAGCGCAGGGACUUUUGCCGUGGUGGAGAUGACAAUGAGGGCCAUCAGCUAA